CUGGUCGUGGACCGACGUGCGCAUGGCGGCAGCCGGCAGGGCCUCGCACGCCGCUGCCCGCCAUGCAUGCACCGCACCCGUCCGCCCGUCUGCCACCACCCUCAGCUCGCCUGUCCUUAUCCCCGGCCGUUCCGUUCCUCAGUCUACAGAAGCACAACUCGGCUUCGUCAAGCGAGCGACUACUCCAUGCAUCUCCCUCCAUCCAUAUUCGAUCCCUCAGCUCAUCCACGCAGCACUCUCAUUCAGAGUAAGGCUACUGCAGGCAGCAGGGAUCAGGUGUGAUCGAUCGGUCGAGGGAAAUUAAGGUACGAUGGAUCAGUUGGUGAACGCGGUGAUGGACCUGGUGGUGCCGCCGGCGAGCAUGGUGAUGCUGGCGUUCGCGUGGCCGACGCUGUCGUUCCUGCGCGGCGUCGAGUGGGCGCUCAAGACCCUCACCAAGGAGGACAUGCUGGGAAAGGUCGUCGUCAUCACCGGCGCAUCCUCCGCCAUCGGCGAGCAAAUCGCGUACGAGUACGCGCGGCGGAACGCGAACCUGGUGCUGGUGGCGCGGCGGGAGCAGCGGCUGUUCGGGAUCCGCGACAACGCGCGGCAGCUGGGCGCCGGCCAGGUCCUCGUCAUCGCCGCCGACGUCGUCAAGGAAGAGGACUGCCGGAGGCUCGUCGCCGACACCGUCAGCUACUUCGGGCAGCUGAACCAUCUGGUGAACACCGUGAGCUUGAGCCACGACUUCAGCUUCGAGGAGGCCGGCGACACCACGGCCUUCCCUCACCUCAUGGACAUCAACUUCUGGGGCAACGUGUACCCGACCUACGCCGCGCUGCCCUACCUCCGGCGAAGCCACGGCCGCGUCGUCGUCAACGCGUCCGUCGAGAGCUGGCUGCCCAUGCCCAGGAUGAGCCUCUACUCUGCGGCGAAGGCGGCAGUGGUGGACUUCUACGAGACGCUCCGGUACGAGGUGAAGGAUGAGGUGGGCGUGACCGUGGCGACGCACGGCUGGGUCGGCGGCGACGCCGGCGGCGGCAAGUUCACGCUGGACCACCAUCAUCAGGAAGGCGCGGCGGAGGUGCAGCAGUGGAAGCAGGAAGAGCGCGAGGCGGCGGCGGCGGCGGCGCUGCCGGGGGGAGCGCACGUGGAGGCGUACGCGCGGGCGCUGGUGGCCGGCGCCUGCCGCGGCGACGCCUACGUGAAGCGCCCCAGCUGGUACGACGUCUUCCUCGUCUUCCGCGUCUUCGCGCCCGACGUCCUCGCAUGGACCUUCCGCCUCCUGCUGUCGUCGUCCACGCCCGUCGCCGCCGCCGCCGCCGGCCCGACCACGACCACGACCACGAGCGCGAUCACCGCACGUCGUCCCCCUCCUGCCGCGCUGCCGGCGCCGCCGGUCCGCCCGCUGCUCGAGUACACGCCGCCGCCACCGGCGUCCCGGAGGCCCUCGUCCCAGAUGCAGAAACUGGAAUGAGCUAGGCUGCAUGCGUGUGGUGUGCACGCGAUCGAGACAGAGCUUUCAUCUCUGGUGUUCUGUGAUGAUCGAUGCGAUGCGACGAGUGAUGUGUGCUAGUGGGCAGUGGCAAUGCCAUUGCAUUUGUAUGUCGACACGACACAUGUCCUUGUACCAAACUAUGAACUGAUUUUGGCGGGUGUGUUUAAAUAAGGAGAUUACGUGGUA
Molecule: messenger RNA, 1663 nt
Organism: Sorghum bicolor (sorghum)
Lineage: Eukaryota; Viridiplantae; Streptophyta; Magnoliopsida; Poales; Poaceae
Product: 11-beta-hydroxysteroid dehydrogenase-like 5
Exons: 5
Coding region: 311-1456 (381 amino acids)
Molecular function (GO): oxidoreductase activity
Source: RefSeq, a predicted model, not a curated record